Lactuca sativa (garden lettuce) is the source of this 979-nucleotide messenger RNA. RefSeq names its product protein SOB FIVE-LIKE 5. Gene Ontology annotation, biological process: cytokinin biosynthetic process. The record is from RefSeq and is a predicted model, not a curated record. NCBI's taxonomy places the organism in Eukaryota, Viridiplantae, Streptophyta, Magnoliopsida, Asterales, Asteraceae.
CAUGUUGUACACAUAUCUAUCUCACCCCUGUUUUUUUUUUCAUUCAUCUUAGUUUCUGUAAUACAAUCUUGAAAUAAGAAAACCCCGUUUGGGAUUUUGAAUAAUUGAAAGAAAGUUGUGCGAAGAUGGAAGAAGUUUUUGGCUCAGAAUGCAGUAGUGGGUGCGAGUCUGGUUGGACUUUGUACUUGGAACAGUCGAUGUACCCUUCACAUUCUCUUCAAAACCACAACCAUGUUGUCGAUGAUUUCCUCUGUAAAAAAGGCUCCUUUAUACAUAAAGAGGAGGAAGAAGAUGAAGAAGAAGAAGAAGAUAUGUCUAUGGUUUCAGAUGCAUCUUCUGGCCCACCACAUUUUCAAGAACAAGAAGAAUGCUUCAACAACAACAGCCAUGGUGGAUACUGUGUUUACACCACUCUUCCUACAUUAAUCGAUCAUCCUACAAAUGGGAAAAGAAAAAAGAUUGAAAAGAGAUCAAAGUUACAUAGAAAGGUUCAAGAUUUUCCUUCUUUUCUUGAUGAUACUGCUAGCUCUCCUUUCUUCAACUUCUCAAAUAACAAUCUAACAGUGCCCAACAAGGAAACUUCAAUGGAGGAUAACGACAUUAGAGACUACUCACAGGGCUACUCCACAACCUACUUUGAGGAUAAAUCUACAUAUCAAGAACACUUUGGGUUCUUCCACCCCUCUGUUUCUGGAACUCAACUGCAACAAAACCAAUGGUUUGAAGGAAAGAGAUGGGGAUGAUGUUCAUCAAUGUCAAAUUCUUGAAGUUUGUUUAGAAGAAAUGGCAUGGCUUAUCAAGCUAGAGGAAUUCACACCCAAAAGAAAAGAUCUUGUUCUUUUCUAUCUUUUUUUCUUUUUUUGGAAUUUUUUGAUUUCUUUUUUCCUUUUUAGAUGUUCAAUUGUCAAUUGCAAUGAAAACAACCCGAGGAGGAAAAAAAAAUAUCUGGGAAAUAAUUUUUCCUGUUCCUCAUUUAUUA